AUGGAAGACAGUGUUGAUUGUGAGAAAUCAAUGGAUGAGGUGAUGCUUCCAGGGUUUAGGUUUCAUCCAACAGACGAAGAGCUUGUAGGGUUUUACCUCAAGAGGAAGAUCCAACAGCGACCUCUUAGCAUUGAGCUCAUUCGGCAACUCGACAUUUACAAAUAUGAUCCAUGGGAUCUCCCCAAGUUGGCGACUACCGGAGAGAAAGAGUGGUACUUCUAUUGCCCGAGGGACCGGAAAUACAGGAACAGCGCAAGGCCGAACCGAGUAACCGGGGCUGGUUUUUGGAAAGCCACUGGGACCGACCGGCCGAUCUACUCAUCGGAUGGGUCCAAGUGCAUAGGGCUGAAGAAGUCCCUGGUCUUCUACCAAGGUAGAGCUGCCAAGGGCGUGAAGACCGACUGGAUGAUGCACGAGUUUCGCCUCCCUUCUCUCACCGACUUGUCUUCCCAAAAUAUUCCUGCCCAUGACUCGUGGGCAAUAUGUAGGAUUUUCAAGAAAACGAACUCGACCUCCCAUAGAUCUCUUGCUCACUCUUACGUCUCCACCAUGUUACCAACUGAAACCACUGCCUCAGAGACUGCAAACUCACUCUUUCACUCUCAACUAAGCCCAGACACUCCUUCCUUCUCACCAUCCCCAACCAAAACUAGCUCCUCCGUUCACAUUCCCCCUCACAACAUCACUCCUGUUUUCGACUCGUCGUCCCCGGUUCCAUGGACUAAUCUAGACUUCGCCAUCAUUUCGUCGAACCUCGACCUGAACCCUAAUCACUUCCUCUUCCCACCUCUCCAAGAGACAACCGCCUCAACCGCCUCGGACGUCUCCUCCAUUCUUCAGCACAUGUCGUCCUCUAUGUUCGGAGACGUCGGGAGGAGCUUCGAGUCCGACUUAAAUGACCAUCAAGAACAGUUCAAUGACGGUUUCCCGCUACUGACUCUACCGCUCGAAAUGCAAGUGAACGGUGCGAUUGUGGGCGGCAGCGGAGGAGAAGAAGCGUCUUCCUUGUUGCUGAGGAACCCUAGCCGCGACGAGCCGUGGGAGGCGGUCCGGUUCGGCGGUUCUACCUACGGUUCGGACAAUUAUUUGAACGUGGGCGAUGCAUGGAAGUCAAACUUGGGGUGGGAUGCAAUGAGUGAUUUGUCAACGUAUUAUUAUCCCACCACCAAGUGCUUCACCUAAUUACACAUCGAAAAGUGAUACGAGAAUAGCUCGAAAAUGGGUCGAUGACUUCCA
Eucalyptus grandis is the source of this 1236-nucleotide messenger RNA. RefSeq names its product putative NAC domain-containing protein 94. The transcript has 3 exons. Gene Ontology annotation, biological process: regulation of DNA-templated transcription. Bases 1 to 1182 code for a protein of 393 amino acids. Lineage: Eukaryota; Viridiplantae; Streptophyta; Magnoliopsida; Myrtales; Myrtaceae. The record is from RefSeq and is a predicted model, not a curated record. Gene Ontology annotation, molecular function: DNA binding.